AUGGGUUCCUACGCGCCAUGGUCGUCGGAUCAAUUCAGUGUCCCUGAGAAGAAGGCGCACUCGAAGCUGAUGCGACGCCUGGUUCCAAUCAUCUGCGGAUUCUCAGUGCUUGUUGCUGUCCUUGUCAUUGUGGGUGUGAUGUUGACUGCCGAUUCCAGCAGUCCCACCGACGCUUCGAGCUCGGAUGGAAGUAACACUCGCGCCACUCCUGCUUCCUUUCGACUAUCGUCCUGCCCUCCUGUCGCGGCCAAAGACCGAACUGUUGCAUUCUGGCAAAGUGAAGUUGCUGGAUGUGACACCGUUCCGGAUGGAGUCACGCACUUGGUCUUUGGCUUUGCACUUGUUGCUGCGGAAGGUGUUAUUGUACCCUCUUUCCAGUCAUCGGAUGACUACAUUACUCAAUGUGUGGAGAAGCUCCAUACGCGGUGCAUUUUGACCUUGGCGAGUGUCGGCGGGUCAACCAAUAACGACAACAUGUCGGCACUUGUAAACGCAACGUUGUUUGCUGAGUCGGCUCUAGACCUGGUGACGAAGUUCGGGUUCGCCGGCUUGGACUUUGACGACGAGACUGUCGGGAUGCAAUUUAGUGCGGGUCGAGUGGUAGAGUUGCUGAAAGCUACACGGGAGGCGCUGGACGCCACUGGUAGUACAAAGUCGGCUCUGCUGACGUACGAUGCCUAUUUCAAUGAAGGAGAUCCCGCAGUAUGCGCAGCAAAGGAUACAGCAACCCACUCGAGGUGCUUCCCGACGAAGGUGCUUGACUAUGUGGACUGGGUCAACAUCAUGGCGUACAACGUCAACCUGGACAAUGUCAUUGCGGCAGAGAUUUAUGCAGCGGCUGUGAAAACUACUUUUGCUGCGUGGGGGACUCGAUUGGGCGGGGAUUUCUCUCGCGCUACGGUUGGGCUGUGUCUAAAGGGAGGGUGUGCUUAUGGUCCAGGGCCGAAUGCGAAAGUGCUGGUCGAAUGGGAGCGAUUCGGUCGCCAGGAUGGACACGGGGGUAUGAUGAUAUACUCUGCAUCGGCAGAAGUAGGCGAUGAUUUUGGGGUCACCAGGAGUAUCAUUCGCUCGACGUGA
This is a messenger RNA of Peronospora matthiolae, 1077 nucleotides long. The record is from the annotation of a GenBank genome assembly. Lineage: Eukaryota; Oomycota; Peronosporomycetes; Peronosporales; Peronosporaceae.